ACACCAUGGACCUUUUCUUUAGACAGGGUCUACACUGUGCAGACUAGGCUUCGUAGAUCAGACCUCUACCUCCCAGUGUUGGGAUUAAAGAUGUGCUCCACCACGUAAGUGUGGAUUUAAGUUUGGUGGUAGGUAGUGAGAAAUCUUUCAUCAUUCCAUACGAAGCUCCAGUGCCUGUGGAAGUUUGGCUUUCAAUAAAGAAGCUGCAGUCGCCCUCUAAGAAGACCCAGAAGACGAAUAACCGCAACAGGCGGAGCCACAAGAUGCAGGCGAAUAAAAACGCCAAGCCCUGGCCUUUAGUCUUCUCUAGGACUUAGAAGGAAUCCUGGCCGGAACCUGUUUGAGUCCUUCAGCCGGGUCGCUGGCUCGUCCUCAGUCGCAGCGAUUCCCACCCGAGUCAGCGUGUGAGCGCCUGAGCGCGAGAAAAGAGCCACCAGGGGGAGCUCGCGCCGCCGCCCGGAGAGGAAGUCCCGCCCCCCGUUUCCGGCGGCAGAAAGGGGAGAGCCUGAAAGCGUCUUCCGGUUUGAGAAAGGUUGCGCUUUGGGCACGUGUGUCUUUUCCACCGGCCUCCUGCGUGUCCCUCUGUCCGGGUGAUCUUGUCCGUGGUACUCCUUGCAGACCUAAGGAUGAAGGCGAGACGAAAUAAAAAGCAGGUCCCAAGCUUUCGCAAAUUGAUAAAAACUAGUAAAGUGAAACUUGAAAACAAACUGAAAAAUAAGCAAUUUAAACAACAAAGUACCAUCAAGAAGUACCGAAAAGAGCAGAGGAAACUAAGGCAAGCUGUAAAAGAUGCCGUGUCUAAAAAACCCAUCCCACUGGAGGACCCAAGGAGCAAACGACCAGUUAAAAGGAUCGAGAGGGAAGAGGAAGAGGAGGAAGAAGCCCUCCCUUUAGAUAUGAUGGAUGAGGAAGACUUACAGCUGAUGAAAGAUUUAGGACAAAAGGCAUCUUUCCUCACGAGAGAUCUUUCUUCUAGUGAACCUGUUCACGUCAAGAAACGAAAGCAUGAGAGUGUGAUAGAGAAAUAUGAAAAGGUGCCAAGAACUCUGCAAGCUGCGCCAGAAAAGGAGGUGAUCCACCUGCUUCCUAUCAAGGAUAAGAGUGGCAUAAUCCCACAGACCCGGGAGAAGCCAGCAGUUACUGACAUCCAGCAAGACGAGGAGGAGGAGGAAGAGCUGGAAGCUGAGGAAGAGGUCAUUAAAGACCCCAGGCAAGAGCUGACCCUAGAAGAGCAUGUGAUCGAGAGAAAGAAGAAGCUACAGGACAAGAAAAUACAGAUUGCAGCCUUGGCAUCUGCUAUUUUGUCGGAUCCAGAAAGUCAUAUUAAAAAACUGAAAGAGUUGCGUUCCAUGCUGAUGGAGCAGGACCCGGAUGUGGCUGUCACUGUCCGGAAGUUGGUUAUCAUCUCACUGAUGGAGCUGUUUAAGGACAUCACUCCCUCCUAUAAGAUCCGGCCCCUAACCGAAGCAGAGAAAUCUACCAAGAUUCGUAAAGAAACCCAGAAGUUAAGAGAAUUUGAAGAAGGCCUGGUUAGCCAGUACAAAUUUUAUUUGGAAAAUCUGGAGCAAAUAGUUAAAGACUGGAAGCAAAGGAAGCUGAAGAAAAGCAACGUGGUGUCCGUGAAGGCCUACAGAGGGCUGGCUGAGGUGGCGGUGAAGAGCCUGUGUGAGCUCUUGGUGGCCCUGCCCCAUUUUAACUUUCACAACAACAUCAUUGUACUGAUCGUCCCUCUGAUGAACGAUGGGUCCAAACUGGUAUCGGAAAUGUGUUGUGAAGCAGUAAAGAAACUCUUUAAACAAGAUAAGUUAGGCCAGGCUUCUCUUGGUGUAAUUAAAGUGAUCUCUGGUUUUGUAAAGGGCAGAAAUUACGAAGUUAGACCAGAGAUGUUAAAAACAUUUUUAUGCCUGCGGAUCAAGGAAGUAGAAGUGAAAAAAGAUACAGAGGACAUUAACAAACCCAAAAGGUUCAUGACUUUCAAGGAAAAGAGAAAAACACUGUCAAGAAUGCAAAGAAAGUGGAAGAAAGCAGAAGAGAAACUGGAGCGGGAACUUCGGGAGGCCGAAGCUUCGGAGAGCACUGAGAGAAAGCUGAAACUGCACACGGAGACUCUGAACAUUGUGUUUGUGACCUACUUCAGAAUAUUGAAGAAGGCCCAGAGGUCACCUCUUCUGCCAGCGGUCCUAGAAGGUCUUGCCAAGUUUGCACAUCUUAUAAAUGUGGAGUUUUUUGAUGAUUUAUUAGUGGUUCUUCAUACCCUCAUUGAAUCUGGUGAUCUAAGUUAUCAAGAAAGUCUCCACUGCGUUCAAACUGCUUUUCAUAUUCUUUCUGGACAAGGUGAUGUUUUAAAUAUUGACCCGAUGAAAUUCUAUACGCAUCUCUACAAGACACUGUUCACAUUACAUGCAGGUGCUACCAACGACGGUAUUGAGAUUGUGCUCCACUGCCUCGAUGUGAUGCUAAGCAAGCGCAGAAAGCAGGUUUCUCAUCAACGAGCUCUAGCCUUCAUCAAACGCCUUUGUACACUUGCUCUGCAGGUUCUUCCAAAUUCAAGCAUUGGCCUUUUAGCAACUACCAGGACAUUGAUGCAUACUUUUCCCAGAACAGAUCUCUUGCUUGAUAACGAGUCUCAGGGCAGCGGGGUGUUUCUGCCUGAGCUGGAGGAGCCCGAGUACUGUAAUGCACAGAACACCGCUCUGUGGGAGCUGCAUGCACUUCGGAGACAUUACCAUCCCAUUGUGCGAAGAUUUGCAGCACACCUGCUUGCUGGGGCACCGUCUGAAGGCUCUGAGGCCCUCAAGCCCGAGCUGAGCAGAAGAUCUGCAGUUGAACUUUUUGAGACUUACAGCAUGGCAGCAAUGACAUUCAACCCACCUGUUGAAUCGUCACACUCCAAAAGGAAGGAUAAAUUUUUACAAGGAGACUCAUUUUUGAAUGAAGAUUUAAAUCAACUAAUCAAAAGAUAUUGUAAUGAAGCUGCUACUGAGAUACCACUGGAUUUCACCAAGUGUUUGAAAACUUCAUCACGGUAGUACAAAGAAUGAAUGGGCUGUCUUAUAUAUUUGUGUGUGCAUGUACAGAGACACAUGCAGAUAUGCGAGGGCCUGUUCCUUUUGUAGAAGGAAGACUUCCUAAGAAUGGCUACAUGGGAACUGAAGCAGGGCCACAGAAGACAUUGCUUAUUGGCUUGCUCUUCAUGCCUUAGUCAACUUGAUUUUUUAUACAGGCCACACCAACUUGUCCAGGAAUGGCAUUGCCCGUCAGUCAUGAAUUCUAUAAACGCACUGCAGACAUGCCAUAGUCUAGUCUAUGGAGGCUCUUCAGUUGAGAUUUUUUCUUCUUAGGUGACAAAACCUACGCAAAAUAGCCAGCAAUUUCUCUUUAUAACUAAAUAAAUAAUGUUAUUGCAGCAUCAUAGAUGAAAGCAAAUAAAAUAGAUUUUAUGGUUUUUUU
Apodemus sylvaticus (European woodmouse) is the source of this 3450-nucleotide messenger RNA. RefSeq names its product NOC3 like DNA replication regulator (gene Noc3l). Lineage: Eukaryota; Metazoa; Chordata; Mammalia; Rodentia; Muridae. The coding region runs from base 627 to 3029 and encodes 800 amino acids. The transcript has 21 exons. The record is from RefSeq and is a predicted model, not a curated record. Gene Ontology annotation, molecular function: chromatin binding. Gene Ontology annotation, cellular component: nucleolus. Gene Ontology annotation, biological process: DNA replication initiation.